AUGUCGCGCGCUACCACGAACCGUGACUCGGUCGCUUUUGCUUGUACGGUUGCUAAUGCCAUGCGCAUUUUCCAGGCUCUCCGGAGAUCGAUCAAGGGGGACAAGGACAAGAGUCCACAGAUAGCUAUCGCCCCGAAGUCUGCAGUUGCCAUCGUACCCCCCAAAAAGGUUAUUCGAGCUCUUUACGACUACGAGGCGCAAUCAACCCAGGAAUUAGGCUUCUCGCGGGGCGAUUUCUUUCAUGUAAUCGGCCGUGAGAACGAUUCUGACUGGUACGAGGCGUGUAACCCAGCGCUUCCCGACGCACGCGGCCUCGUUCCUGUAGCGUUUUUCCAAGCUUUAGGCCGCACCGAAAGAGACAGCGGUCAGUCGGACUCUGGCCCAAGAUCUGCGACCAAGAAGGAGGAUCACGACUCCGGCUUCUCAGAAACGAACCCGUCCGCAAUGCCGCCGCCGACACCCGCGCUUAGUCAAAGCAGCGCCAAGACUGCCGUCAAGAAUGGUGCUAUGGUGUAUGGGAUUGUCAUGUAUGACUUCCAGGCAGAGAGGGCGGACGAGCUGGAGGCGAAAGCUGGUGAGGCUAUCAUCGUGAUAGCCCAAUCUAAUCCAGAAUGGUUUGUCGCAAAGCCUAUCGGUCGUUUAGGAGGUCCUGGUCUCAUCCCCGUGUCAUUUGUCGAAAUCCGAGACAUGGGGACGGACACAGCAGUACCAAACCCCCAAGAUGCUGUGAAGCGAGCAGGAGUACCCCGAGUUGAGGAAUGGAAGAAGAUGGCCGCCGAGUACAAGAACAGCAGUAUCACUUUGGGCAAGUUCGAGGUUGGAGGCGCCCCAGGUCAAGCACAGUCUGUGGAGCAGGGAUUUGAGCGCAAGAGCUUGCAAUCAGGUGCCAACCGCCAGAGCGAGCAACUAACUCCUUCCAACCAGCAGCAACAGACACAACAAGGUGGAUAUCAGCAACAGGCUCAACAGGGUCAGCAGUCGCAGCGCAAUACACAGCAAAGCCAAACGGCCCAAAAGCCAGCAUCCAUGAUGUAUGCGCCCAUAUCCGCUCAAAUACCCAGGUAUUGUUUCGCCGAGGAGAAGUACUGGUUUGUCAUCGAGGCGAGCCUGGAGGAUGGCCGGCAUUGGGAACUCUCGCGGUAUUACGAGGAUUUCUACGACUUCCAGAUCGCCCUUCUCACCGAGUUCCCGGCCGAGGCUGGAAACACGGGCACGCAGAAGCGCACACUGCCGUAUAUGCCCGGCCCCGUUAAUUACGUGACCGACGCAAUCACCGAAGGGCGGCUUCACAACCUCGAUGCAUACGUAAAGAACCUGCUAGGUCAGCCGGCAUACAUCGCCAAGUGUAACCUGGUGAAGCAGUUUUUCGCGCCGAGGGAAGGUGACUACGAGGUGGAUCCCAACUCGAACGGGGACGAGUACAGAUUGUCGGCCGGGUCCAGGUCGUCAACCGACUCGCCUAGAGAUGGCGCCUCGCGGCAGUCCUCCAAGAACAACCUGAACGGAAAUGGAUAUUCCGGGUUAUCUGCGGCCCCGAGACAGAUGCAGAAUGGACAACCACAAAUGACGCGCCAGACCUCAUCUCUCUCGCAACCGUCGUUAACAUCGCUAUCUCCGGGGCUGAACCAGGCGGCCUCGACGUCGGCCUUCAAGGUCAAGUUGUUCUUCAACGGCGACACGUUCCUCAUCCGUGUGCCCUCGGAUACCAACUUCCAGCAGCUCUACGAGAAGAUAAGGGAACGUACGAAGAUUGCCGGCGGAGAACAGAUUCAACUCUUCUACCGAGACGAGCAGAGCGGCGACAAGCUCAGCCUUAUGAGCAACAAUGACCUCAACUAUGCGUUAGAUCAUAACGAGAAGUUGGUCAUAUUCGUGGAGCAAGUAUAG
Anthostomella pinea is the source of this 1887-nucleotide messenger RNA. The record is from the annotation of a GenBank genome assembly. NCBI's taxonomy places the organism in Eukaryota, Fungi, Ascomycota, Sordariomycetes, Xylariales, Xylariaceae.